AUGAGGGGAUGGAAGUGUUCUGCUAUCUCUCUGACGCUCUGUGCCGCCGCUCUCUCACUGUUCUCCUCUAGAACCUCAGUUCCCACAGGAACACGUCACCUGCACACCACACCACUGCUGUCAUCUUCAUCCUCAUCACCAUCAUCAUCAUCAUCAUCAUCAUCAGCGUCCUCAUUCUCUUCAUCAUUAUCUUUGUCUUCGUCAUCUUCCCCUACAUCAUCAUCAUCAUCGUCAUCGUCGUCAUCAGCAGCAGGAGCAGGAGCAGGAGAGGCCUCCUCCCGACCCAGAUCAGUGGGCGGAUUCGACUCAGUCCUCUCAGAGUUCUUGGACAUGUUCCAGAGCUUCACAGAGAGCGAUUUGAAGCAGCUGAUCGGCACUCUGGCGGACAGAAAAACCCGUCGGGCCUCCAUUCAGAGUAAAAGAACUAAACGUGCGAAGAAGCCAUCGAAUAAGUGUUCUCUCAAAGACAUUACCCUGACCGUCACCGACCUGGGUUUAGGCUAUAUAAGCAACGAGACUAUUAACUUUCGCUACUGCAGCGGAAACUGCAUGGACCAGCGCCGCAACUAUGACCUGACACUCAAGUUUCUGAAGAGUCAAAAUGUGCUAAAGCGCCAAAAAAAGGAGAAAGUGCAGCACCUGCCCUGCUGUCGACCAGUGGCCUACGAGAAGGAUAUCUCUUUCCUGGACAACUCUUACAUGUACCACACCAUUAAAGAGGUCUCCGCACGGAGGUGUGGAUGUUUUUAA
Chanos chanos (milkfish) is the source of this 750-nucleotide messenger RNA. It is a transcript of the gene nrtn, whose product is annotated as neurturin. The transcript has 3 exons. Bases 1 to 750 code for a protein of 249 amino acids. Gene Ontology annotation, molecular function: growth factor activity; glial cell-derived neurotrophic factor receptor binding; receptor tyrosine kinase binding. The record is from RefSeq and is a predicted model, not a curated record. Lineage: Eukaryota; Metazoa; Chordata; Actinopteri; Gonorynchiformes; Chanidae.